AUGCACCGUGGACUUAGCUUCGGUGUGCUCAUGCUCGUGGUGCUCUUGAAGCAGACGUGCCCGCUUUAUAUGGUUGAUGGGGAGAGCAAUCACAUCGUGUUAUGGGUGAAGGCUUUCAUCUCCUCCCACACCCCGGCCCGCCUCAAGGACUUUGGCAUGGACACCCCUUCUCCAACCCGUCAGGAGGAGGAUUGCCUUUCCUCCGACAACUCGGCACCCCUCAACGAUCUGAGCAUGGACGCCCCGGAUGAUGCUGUGCUGCGCCUGGCCCAGCUGGCCCACUCCUGCACCGUCGAGCGCACUGCAAGCCGGCCCAGCAUGUCAUAUGUUGCCAGUGAGCUGCUUGCGGUCAGGAAUGAAGUGGUGGGGACAGAGGUGCCAAGUGCUGCGAUCAAGGUGGACGAGCAAGCCAACGAGAUGAAGAGUGCAUCGUCUAUUGUUAAGAGUGUUUAUAUAUAA
Closterium sp. Naga37s-1 is the source of this 459-nucleotide messenger RNA. The record is from the annotation of a GenBank genome assembly. Lineage: Eukaryota; Viridiplantae; Streptophyta; Zygnematophyceae; Desmidiales; Closteriaceae.